AUGGUGAGGAUGGUGAGAAGCUGCUUACAGUCGAUGCUGAAGCUGGUGAAUUCGCUUCUUGGGAUGGUUGGUGUCGCCAUGAUCCUCUACGCUGUUUGGCUCAUCAGGCAAUGGCAAGAACAAACUGGUUCUCUUCCCUUCGCUGACCCCGUUCCUUGGUUCAUUUUUGCUUUUCUUUGUCUCGGGGCACUUCUCUGUCUUGUCACUUGCGCUGGCCACAUCGCUGCUGAAACCAUCAAUGGUUGUUGUCUUUACUUUUAUAUGGGAUUCAUCUUCUUGUUGAUUAUGGUUGAAGGCGGUGUCAUUGCCGAUACCUUUCUUAACCCUGACUGGAAACAGGACUUUCCAGAGGAUCCAAGUGGCGCCUUCUACCGUUUCUCCAAGUUCGUCGAGUCCAACUUCAAGAUUUGCAGAUGGAUAGGUCUCUCCAUUUUCUCUGUCCAGGGUGCAUCAGUUCUAUUGGCCAUGUUGCUCAAAGCUCUUGGACCUCACCGACAUUAUGACAGUGACGAUGAAUAUGAUGUGAGCACGGUUCCACUCCUGCGGGAUGCUCGCCAGCCACAUCCAUACGUAGUUGGAGAACCCAUUUAUGGAGCCAAACCGGAUUCGUGGUCUGUUAGGAUUAAUGAAAGAGCCAACCGGUAA
Molecule: messenger RNA, 645 nt
Organism: Eruca vesicaria subsp. sativa (arugula)
Lineage: Eukaryota; Viridiplantae; Streptophyta; Magnoliopsida; Brassicales; Brassicaceae
Source: the annotation of a GenBank genome assembly